CCCAGAUAAUCUGUCAGAAUGGCGGGCAACGCUGGUUACGACCGGCACAUCACCAUCUUCUCGGAACAAGGGAGAUUGUUUCAAGUCGGUACGUCCGAAAGCGAUGGGCUAGCGAUACUGAGCAGGCGACAUGCCGGCGUUUGCCUUGCCUGGUCAGCCAAGCUUGCUCAAGACCGAUUAUGCUAAUAGCCUGGGCUUGUCGCAGAAUAUGCAUUCAAGGCGAUUACAGCUGCGAACAUCAUGUCGAUUGGCGUUCGGGGCAAGGACUGUGCCGUGGUUCUGUCUCAGAAGAAGGUGCCGGAUAAACUUAUCGAUCCCUCCUCAGUCACCCACAUCUUCCAGAUCUCACCGUCAGUUGGCUGUGUCAUGACAGGGUCAAUCGCCGAUGCGCGGGCCUUUUCGCAGCGAGCCCAGUCCGAAGCCGCCGAUUUCAAAUACAAGUUUGGUUACGAGAUGCCGUGCGAUGCCCUGGCAAAGAGGCUCGCGAAUAUCAGUCAAGUGUAUACCCAGCGGGCCUACAUGCGUCCAUACGGUGUCGCAGCGACACUGAUAUCACUCGAUUCUGAAUUCGGGCCUCAACUGUUCAAAUGCGACCCAGCCGGCUACUAUAUCGGAUAUAAGGGCACCGCCGCAGGCCCUAAGCAGCAAGAGGCGCUCAACCAUCUCGAGAAAAAGCUGAAGAACAAGGACUGCGCGCCCGGUGAUUGGAAGGACGUCGUCGAACUGGCCAUCACAACCCUGAGUUCGGUUCUCAGCAUGGACUUCAAGAAGACCGAAAUCGAGAUUGGCAUCGUGGGAGGCCCGCGGCCCGAUGGCAAGGAAGGGACGUACCCGGGCUUCAGGACGCUGACCGAGGACGAGAUCGACGAGAGAUUACAGGCCAUCGCAGAAAAGGACUGAGACACCGAAAAGGAGAGCCUCUUCGAUGGAUAGCUGUACUGGCCGGCGCGACCGACCAGCCGUAUCACCAGCCGCGCUCGUCUUCGGGCCGUUGAAGUCAAUGAGGACGGCUAGAGGGCUGGGAUACCACGUUUCGUGAGCUUAAUAAGCCUGCAUAAGACGUUGCUUGCCUGUCAAUAUCCAUUCUCCUCCCGCCAUAGAGUCAACGUGCAGCAUGCAGGACAGGGUCUGUAAAUAGACCACACCCAAUGACAGUGAAACCAGUUCUUCAGACAGCUGCUUGGCUACAGGCAGAUUUGGGACGGUGAUGGGGAUCUGCGCGCCAAAUCAGUCUUUGCCUCUCAAAACGAAACCCUGAGACCAAGGUAGUUAUGACCGGAGAGGACGAUGUCUGCUUACAGGUUUACCUACUCACCACUCAGCUUGGGGACAGAUCAGUAGCAGCAACAGUGAGAUAUCACCAUCGGCGG
Messenger RNA from Canariomyces notabilis, 1370 nucleotides. RefSeq names its product N-terminal nucleophile aminohydrolase. Bases 241 to 900 code for a protein of 219 amino acids. Gene Ontology annotation, cellular component: proteasome core complex, alpha-subunit complex; nucleus; proteasome core complex. The transcript is spliced from 4 exons. Gene Ontology annotation, biological process: proteasomal protein catabolic process. Lineage: Eukaryota; Fungi; Ascomycota; Sordariomycetes; Sordariales; Chaetomiaceae. The record is from RefSeq and is a predicted model, not a curated record.